Molecule: messenger RNA, 360 nt
Organism: Lachancea thermotolerans CBS 6340
Lineage: Eukaryota; Fungi; Ascomycota; Saccharomycetes; Saccharomycetales; Saccharomycetaceae
Gene: CSE2
Product: Cse2p
Exons: 1
Coding region: 1-360 (119 amino acids)
Biological process (GO): regulation of transcription by RNA polymerase II
Cellular component (GO): mediator complex
Molecular function (GO): transcription coregulator activity
Source: RefSeq, a predicted model, not a curated record
AUGGCUUCCUCUAGUUUGAGCAACGCUUCUCUUGCGCAGAUUGAGGCCCUCUUGGUGCCGAACGCGCAGAGCUCGGGCCAGAGCUCCGAGUUCAUCCCACAGCUCUACUACGCCCUACAUCAGGUCAAAAAGGAUCCAAACAGCAGCGUGAACUCCUUAGAAACAGCGACCUCCAGCAUUCGCCAUAGGCUCAAGCAGUGCAAAUCUCACAUCGCCGAGAGUGAAGAGUGCCGAGCGCUAUUGAGCAAAACGCCCGAGGAGUGGGAAGCCGCACUGCGGCAACGCCAGAAGGACCUCGCGGUGAAACAGCAAGUCUUUGCGCGGCUUGAACGGCAGAUCCGGGACCUAGGUGACCACUAG